Messenger RNA from Oldenlandia corymbosa var. corymbosa, 426 nucleotides. NCBI's taxonomy places the organism in Eukaryota, Viridiplantae, Streptophyta, Magnoliopsida, Gentianales, Rubiaceae. The record is from the annotation of a GenBank genome assembly.
AUGACGAAACGAGAGGAGGUAAAUAAACAUUCCUCUUUAAGUGAUGGGAAUGCUUCUUCUGGAAAACAGCUGAAGAGGAAGAACUAUGGGAAGCAGAAAAUGGUAGCAGAGAAGCGGAAGAAGAGGAAGGGCAAAGCCACUUUUCCUGAGUCCAAAGCUGAAUUUGUUCCAAAGGGUUUUAAAAAGCCAAGACAGAACAAAAAAUAUUGUGAAGAAAUAAUCGAUUCAAGGGUACUGGUUUGGUGGCCAGAAGACCAACAGUUCUAUGAGGGGGUAGUUAAGACAUAUGAUCCAAUAAAGAAAGAGCAUAAGGUGGUAUAUCGUGAUGGUGAUAUAGAGAUUCUAAAAUUAGAAACGGAGACAUGGUUACUUAGCGAGUCACGACCCUUAACUUUCAAAGAAAGAUCGGAGAAAAUAUUAUGCUAG